Molecule: messenger RNA, 1404 nt
Organism: Oldenlandia corymbosa var. corymbosa
Lineage: Eukaryota; Viridiplantae; Streptophyta; Magnoliopsida; Gentianales; Rubiaceae
Source: the annotation of a GenBank genome assembly
UGUCAUCCCAAAUUCUCAACAUUUUCACCUCAAAUAACAAUAUCAUUGUGUGGGAAAGAGAGAUUUACUCUUACCCAUCCAUACAUAUCUCCCGACAAACUUACUAUAUAAAGCAACUAGAGACAUGAUUCAAACAACAUGUUUAAUUAAUCAGGUGCAUAAUUAAUCAUCUGUUUGCAGGGAGUAAAAUAGAGAACCCCAUUUUGUGCAAUAUAUAUUUGUUUUGUGAAAAAAAAUGGGCAUGUCUACCAAACUCCCUAUCACCUUCAUUUUGUUGUUGGCUUUUGUGUCCACAACAGCAGCAUACAACAUCACAAAGCUCCUGGAAAGAGAUCCCAAUUUCAGCAACUUCAGUGAUUUGAUCACCCAGAGUGGCGUUGCUAAGGAAAUGGGCACCCGGAACACGGUCACCGUUCUUGCCAUCCCGAAUGACAGGAUUGGUGACUUGGCCGGGAAGCCGCCAGAUGUGUUAAAGACUAUCCUUAAGACCCACGUCAUAUUGGAUUACUACGAUCUCUUGAAGCUCGAAAAAUUGAAGGGCAAGCCAACCAUCAUGACGACUAUGUUCCAAGCGACUGGGUCCGCGAUAUACCAACAGGGUUUCUUGAACGUCACCAAAAACAGCCAGGGCACCAUCGUGUUCGCGUCCGCCGUGCACGGGUCCCCACGCGACGUCACACUCUUGGGAUCCGUGCUGACGCAGCCUUUCAACCUGUCGAUUCUAAGCGUGUCGGGACACAUCUUGACUCCCGGAGUGGAGGAAUACACGUUUACUCCACCCCCGGCACACGCGCCCGCGCCUAGCAAACCUAAGGCAGUGCCAGCUCCGGAACCAAGCGCGGAGGCUCCGUCCCCGGAUGAAGCGGCAGACGCUCCCACCGCGGAUUCGCCCGCCCCGACCCCGGCCGAUGCACCCGCUCCUGCUGCCGAUGCGUCUGAUGCCCCCUCUGCUGAUGCACCAACCGCAGAUGAUGCCGCUGAUGCUAAAUCAACAAAGAGUGCGAGUUCAAAGCUCUUUGUCUCUGGCGCGCUUGCUUCUUUCCUUGUUGUGAUGGCUUCCGUCUUCGCUGCUUUCUAAAUGACGAAAAAAAAAUAUUUAUAUACCGCAAUUAGGAAAAUUAGGUAGGCUAAGAUUUGAAUUUUGAGGAAAGGGAAAGGAAAGGGAAGGAAAGGAAAAGGAUAUCCUUUGAAGAAGGCUCGAGGAAGAUUGAAAAGGAAGAGGUUUUUGGAAAAAAAUUUUCAAAGUAUAAAAAAGCUAAAUAAAUUGCGUGAUUCGAUCUUAUCCUAUCAUACUACUUAUUAUUAUUACAUGAAUCAGUAAAUUAUUUUAGAACGUAUACACUAUGCAUAUUUAUGAGAUGAAGUACCUAUGAUUAACUGACAUGUUUAAAUAAUGAUGGCGAC